Molecule: messenger RNA, 1656 nt
Organism: Cuscuta campestris
Lineage: Eukaryota; Viridiplantae; Streptophyta; Magnoliopsida; Solanales; Convolvulaceae
Source: the annotation of a GenBank genome assembly
GGUAAAAGAGAGGGAGAGAGCAGCCGCAGACCAGAGCCGGGAGGAAGGAGCUCGACACCACCGCCAUCUUCCUGUGCCGCCGCCGCGGGGAUCGCCGGAACCAGUACUCAACACCGCUGCCGCUGUCUCGUCUUCUCCGUUUAUCUAAUUUGUCUAAUUCGUCAAUAAAUCGAGGUAACAGGAACGAUGAAUAAUGAGACGAUCUUGGAGGCAGCGGGGGUGAAGAGAUGGAUGGAUGCUAGCUGGAGGAGUUUAUUAUUUAAUAUAAUGAGCGAAUCGUCAAAUAACCAAAACGAGACCCAGAACAUGGAACAAAACGUGGAGGCUCAACAGGACCCGAUUAUGCCUGUGUUCCUGAUGCAAUUUCUGCAGCAAAUGGCGAACGCGCCAAUUUUCCAGCCACCGCCUCCCAGGCAAGUCACGUUGAAAAUGCUAAAGGACAAUGGUGCUGAAGAGUUCCAUGGGGAUAGGAUCUCUGAUCCCGAGAUUGCACUAGACUGGAUUGAACAGACAGAAAGAGUGUUGAAGAAUCUGAGUGUUCCAGACGCGAGACGUCCUGAGCUUGCUUUCCAGCUCCUUCCUAAGGGAGCAUACGAGUGGUGGAAGCGCGCAGACGAGAAAGCGCCUAAGCCUUGGACAUGGGAGCAUUUUGAUUGGGCGUUUAAGAAGGAGUACAUACCAGCUCGCUUCAGAGAGGAGAAACGCACGGAGUUCAUAGAGCUAAAGCAAGGAGACAUGACUCUCCCCGAGCUUCGACAAAAGUUCGAUCACCUAGCUCAGUUCGCGACUACGCUGGUAUCCACGCCGGCAGACCGUAUUGAAGAAUUUCGCAAGAGGCUGCGUCCCGACAUUCGGCCAUACGUGUCCAUCCUGACUACUACAGACUUUUCUCAAGCAUAUGAUUUGAUGGCCAAAGCUGAGAAAGACGUGGACGACUACAAAGCCAGUCUGAAAGCAGAAGAAGCAGGACCGAGUACCCGCCCCAUCGCGAGUGCCGCACAAUUUGCAAAAAGGCCCGCAGGUGAAGUUAGCAAUUCCUCUCAAGCAAAGAAAGGUAAGACAGUGGUAACCCAAACAGCGCCAGCCCAAUCAGUGGCGUCUAGUGGAAAGUCAAAGACGUCUAGGUUCCCGCCUUGUGCUACCUGUGGGAGGACACAUCCCGGUGAGUGUUGGUACGAUCUAGGAUUAUGUUUGGGAUGUGGGCAGGCAGGUCAGUUCCAAAGGAACUGUCCCACUAACCCAAGCAAUGCCCUAGUGCAAGCACCAACUCGCAGUCAAACAACCGCACCGCAAUCGACACAAAGUCAACGUACGACUGCAAGAACCAAUCAACAGAGGAACCAGAAUCAGCAACCAGGAAGAGCUCCAGCACGCACCUAUGCGAUGAUAGAUUAUGCAAACCCACAGAAUAACAACACUCAUGAUGGUAACAGGAACGAUGAAUAAUGAGACGAUCUUGGAGGCAGCGGGGGUGAAGAGAUGGAUGGAUGCUAGCUGGAGGAGUUUAUUAUUUAAUAUUUAAGUUUGAAUUAUUAUGUUCUUUAGGGCAAGAACCCAAAGUUGUAUUUCGAUUAAGUACUUAAAGGCUUCCGCAACGUUUUGAUUUACUCUGAUGAAUAUUUAAAUAUUGUUUUGAAUUAAAUGUUUUAAAUUGUU